Botrytis byssoidea is the source of this 3132-nucleotide messenger RNA. RefSeq lists its product as uncharacterized. Bases 1 to 3132 code for a protein of 1043 amino acids. The record is from RefSeq and is a predicted model, not a curated record. The transcript is spliced from 3 exons. Lineage: Eukaryota; Fungi; Ascomycota; Leotiomycetes; Helotiales; Sclerotiniaceae.
AUGUCGACGGCGACCCCACAAGUACCUCCCAGACCUAAUAAGUCCCAGGAGCAGGGAAACACCUCUUCUGGUGCUCCCUCUCUUGGUAGCAACAUACCACAAAUCCCCCCAAGACCUGCCAAUAGACGUGCCGAUCGCUCCGUCUCCCCUGCUCGUGAGAGCUUCGCGCGAUCUCCUCUCAAUGAUAUGCCUAUGCAACAAAACCAUGGAAAGUCCUCCUUGUACGCCAUGAACAGUGCCAAUAGCUCAACAACAGAGCUCGAGGUCCCGCACCGUCCAUCGAGUGUAGCCCUGCCUUCCAUCGGCCAAGAGGGUAAUGAAUACGCGGAGGUUUUUGGAGCCUCGGAGGAUCUCAGUUCAUCGCCAACUCAAACAAGGAAUGUUGCAAACGAUUUGAAGCUUCACGCUCCUAAGCCUUCUCAUCCCGAGUCCAGUGCCAAGCAGAGGGUAUCUGCGGUCACUCGUACCGAUUCUGGUCAAGCUGCUGCAUAUGGCAUAGGCAAAGCUGGAUAUGAUAAAGAUCCUAGUUCUCGAUCGUUGAAGAACAAAUCGAGCUUUGCGAGCAACGCUUCCGCCGUCGAGCGUCCCCCAUCGAGUACCGGUCAUGAGGAUGAGCAUGGCAUUCCUGAGAUUGGUCAACAAGUUCCAAUGUAUCCAAAUGCAGGGGACGUUCAAGCACCAUCUCCAUCCCCAUACUCAACUCCUUACACCCCUGGUAUUGGCUUCCACAACGACGGAUCAAAGCGUCAUCAUGAGCGUAAAAUAAGUGGCCGUGGAGCAGACAUUCCACCAGGAAGUUAUGGUCUUCACGGACAUGGUAUCAUUCCACACGAUCGCUUUGAAAAGGCUUACUAUGAAAAGCACCCCGAGCUUUACAAGAAAGAAACUGCUUCUUAUCACGGACCUCUCGGUGAAGGCAGAGCAGAAUGGGCUAUGAGCAGUGACGACUUGAACAGAAUUGUUAGAGACACUGCUAGCAGAGGUGCUGGUCUUGGCACAUCUCCAGCAGUGAUGAGUACUCCUAGUGAGCAAGUAGGAUUUCAAGCUUCUGAGGAAUAUGCGUCUCGCAUGUCCUCCCCUCGCCCACAAUCUAGUGGACAACAAUCCACUGGAUACAACGUUGCGCAUUCUAAUGCAUCUCAAACGCAUGUUGAGUCGCCUUUGAAAAAAGAAAGCUUUCCUCUUGACGGUUCGAAGAAAGCCGAGUUUGAGGGUGCCUUGUCAAAAAGUCUUGAUGAUAAGUCUGAACGUGCCUACGAGAGUGAAGCGGAUCCUGAAGAUACCAUUCACGUAGAUGCCCCUAGUCGUCGUUCUAGUAGAAUAAUCGAUCCGGCGAAUGAAUCAAGACCAUAUUCAGCGGCUGGUGGAGAUGACGAUGAGCUUCGUGAAGAGCAUGGAUACAGCGCUCCCAUUCUUGCUUCUGAUGAAGUUUCAAAAGAGAAUUUUGGAUACGAGCUACAACCUGCUGUCUCUCCAUCAUUUGAGCGCAGAAAUAUCUAUGAUGAUCUAGGAUAUAACAGCACUCCCGGAAGCAAACAGACUAGUCGACCUGGAAGUAUCCAUACACCAGCAGUGCGAGCAACUGAGUCGGUUCCAUUGGAAGAGGUACAUGAAUAUGAGCCUCUAUUCCCAGAGGAUGAAAAAUUAGGGGCCGAGGAAAAGCCUGAAACUGCGGCUGAUCGUCUGAAACGCCCGGAGGUCCAAAAACGUAAAUUCCCAAGUCAAGACGUGUGGGAAGACACGCCCAACAGCUUGCAAUACACUGCAACAGUGUCCACACCCCAACUUCCAGAUCCGGAUGAAGAUAAUGAAGAUGCUCACAAACGAUCAAAGGAGACUCCGGAGCAAGCAUUUGCCCGACGACAGGAGGAAUUGGCCGAGAGAGAGAAUGCAAGCACAGAUAGUUUCUUGCACCCUCAAAAGAAAGUGUGGUCUCAUAAACCACACCUUGCUGCCGAAACCCGACCCAAAAAUCUUCAGCAGCGCUUCCCAAGUAGAGAUGUCUGGGAAGAUACUCCAGAUAGUCUUCAAUUACAGACAACUGUUUCAACGCCCCAGACCCCAGAGGUAGAUCCUAUUAUGAGUCCAUUGGAUGAAAGACCCACCACUGGUGCUGUCGUGUUUCAUCAAGAGAAGGCAGCAGCCGGCUUUGGCCUUGCGCAAGACGAAGGUCGCGCUACGACUGGUAUCGCAAUGACUAAACCAAGUAUCCCUGCUCGACCCGUUAGAUCAAAUUCGCCUGAUAAAGCCCAGCCAGUCAUUCCUGAUCGCCCCGCACAAAAGUCGAAGCAAGAUGAAGCGGCUCCUCCUCUGCCAUUAAAGUCCAAACCACAAAUUCCAGCUCGUCCAGCGAAGCCUUCUACACGUGAAUCGUGCGAGAACAUUCCAUUAACAACAGUCCUUUCGAAUUCUUCCGCUAAAUCGAUAGGCUCUGAUAAUGGCGCUCCUGCCACUGUAAAGGCAAAGCCACCUGUCCCUUCAAGACCGGUUGGUGGCAAGAUUGCUGCUCUGCAGGGUGGUUUCCUCGCAGAUCUUAAUUCACGCUUAAAACUCGGACCACAAGCUCCAAAGAAGGAGGAGCCUAAGCCAGAGGAGAAGGUUGAGGAGAAGGAAAAGGUUCCUCUAUCAGAUGCGAGGAAGGGUAGAGCCAGAGGUCCUGCCCGCAGAGCACCUGCUAAAAAUCCUGCCCCUGUGUCAGCGGCCUCUCAAGAAUCUUCUGCUAUCAAUUUAGCAAGCUCAGUACCCUCCACAUUGUGGUACAUUGAUUCCGACGAGGUCUUGCACGUAGAAUCCAAGACAGAUUCUAAACCAGAGGAAGUCGCUAUAUCCGCUACAAAAGCAACUGAAUCUUCAACUCCAACUCUUGCAACAAACAUUGCUGGAGAAAGUCUCCAUGAUUCUACGGAAAUCGCAACUGGUGCUGAGAAGAGUGCUUCUCCUUCUUCGGCUGAAAAGGAUAUCCAAUCGGAACAAAGAGAGGAGACCAAAAAGGAAGAAGUUAUCGCUGAUGCUCAUACCAAUGAUGUUGUACCGGAGAAAUUGAGUGAUUUACCUCCUGUCAAGGAUGAUGUUGGGGAGAGCAUAACAGAAACUGAAGCGCAAGCUGAAGCUGAAACUGUGGCUGAGAAUUAA